Molecule: messenger RNA, 1003 nt
Organism: Lactuca virosa
Lineage: Eukaryota; Viridiplantae; Streptophyta; Magnoliopsida; Asterales; Asteraceae
Source: the annotation of a GenBank genome assembly
CUCUUACUUCAAAUUUUCUUGGAGGGAAUUAUUGCUUUGAUCCAUGUCGUGUUGGUGGUUGUUGUCCACAAUUUUCAUAGUCACGCUUUGUCGAAAAAUAUGCAUGGCUCAAAAUUUCUCAGCAAUUUUUGUUUUUGGUGAUUCGCUGGUGGAUGUGGGAAACAACAACUACAUACCAUCUAUUGCCAAGGCUGAUCAUGACCCCAUCGGUGUAGAUUUUGGGAAGGCAACAGGACGAUUUACGAAUGGAAGAACUGUUACCGACAUUUUAGGACAACUAUUGGGUUUUAAAAGUUUUCCUCCACCAUACCUGGCUCCCACCACCGUUGGACCGGUAGUUCUACAAGGCGUCAAUUAUGCUUCUGGUGCUAGUGGAAUCCUUGAUGAAUCAGGAGCAAACUAUAUUGGGAGAAUCCCAAUGGAUGCACAACUGGACAACUUUGCAAAGACCAGGCUCGACAUAAUCUCAAGCAUAGGUGCUCCUGCAACACUUAAGUUGUUCGCUACUGCUCUCUUCCAAGUAACAACUAGUUCAAACGAUUUUAUCAAUAACUACUUCCUACCAAGCCUGAUCAAGAAUCAACCACCACCUGAAACUUUCAUUGAAACCCUGAUUUCAGCAUUUAGAAGGCAACUUACGAAACUUUAUGAUCUUGGUGCUCGAAAGAUUAUCGUCACAAAUGCUCCUCCUGUUGGAUGCAUCCCAUAUGAAAGGGAUUAUAAUCCUUCAACUGGAAAAGGGUGUGUAGCCUCUCAAAAUUUCGUAGCACAACAAUUCAAUCACCUGUUGAAAGGGAUGCUCAUAGAACUUACAGCCACACUCAAAGGAUCGACAUUUGUUUAUGCAGAUGUGUAUCGUAUCGUCGACGAUAUCAUCCAAAACUAUAGAUCAUACGAUUUUGAAAUCGCAGAUAGUGCAUGUUGCCACGUGCUGGGCUCACAUGGUGGUCUACUUCCAUGUUUGCCAUACGCUAAGAUUUGUCCAGAUAGAUCAAAGAUAUGA